Molecule: messenger RNA, 978 nt
Organism: Neoarthrinium moseri
Lineage: Eukaryota; Fungi; Ascomycota; Sordariomycetes; Amphisphaeriales; Apiosporaceae
Exons: 1
Coding region: 1-978 (325 amino acids)
Source: RefSeq, a predicted model, not a curated record
AUGUCCCAACUUCAAUCGAUGUUGAACUCGCUCGGUCAUAGGGACCGGCAGACGACCAUUAGAAAGCAAGACCGCUUGCCUCAUUACCUUGAAAAAGGCUUCCGCAGUCAGCCAUUCUAUCGUUCUCUUGACGAGCGGCAGAAAAAUGCGCUCCUUAGAGAAGCCGUAGAUGAGGGAAGGACGACGUUGCUUGUCGAUCGAAGCAGGCGGCCCAAAGAGCUUUCGGACCAACUCAUCAAAGAUUAUCUCAACCGGGAAAAGCAUCGAGCUUCUUCAUCUACUGCUCAAGAAGCAAACGAAACAACAUCCUCAACCACUACUCAACAAACGGCCAGCGGCUCAAGCACUGGGUCUACGGCUAGUCCUGGGUUUGGCCAUGGUAUCCUUUCAACAUUGCAUGCUCCUGUCGAUCCUUCUUCAUCGUCAUCUAGAAAUCCAGGCCUCAAGUACUUGGAGAGGAGUAUGCCUGGAAGCAAAACUGAAGAAUCGGUUGCAAAGGUGAUUACCGCCCUCCACAAAGCGACUGGUGGCAGCUGCAACCGUCCUGACAGUGGCUCGAAGAUGGCUCGUAACGAGGGCGACGAGAUAGUUGACAAAGAAUUACCACAACCUUCAAACGGAGGCUAUGAAGGUCUUACAGCUUGCAGAGAUUCUGUUGGACUUAAGAAUCAUGAUCUGUCCACAUCCCGUUCGUGGGCAAGUUCGUCUGAUGCUGUGGCCCCUCUGAAGCCAGCGAAGCCACAGUCCAAGGAACAGGGAUCACCCAAUCAAGGGAAGCCCAAAUCCUCAUCUGAUAAGGACUUGACUAUGGUUCUCUGGGAACCAUCAGAAUCAUCAAGCGGUCACCGAAGCCAGCAAAGCAAAAUCUCCUCUGACCACGGUACUGAUAGCGCGAGCUUUGCCCCGGCCUUAUCGAUUUCCACGCCUACAAGGCGUACGCAGCGUCUACGCUCAAGUUUGGCUAUGAGACGACACUGA